CUACCCCUACCCAAUUCUCACCAUCUCCCCCCUUUCAUCACAAGCACCAUUUUGAUCCGAAACUCAUCAUGCCCUAGCACCAGUCGCAUCGUAUCUUCGACUCUGCAGAUAGCCAUCUGCCCCGGUUCUUCAAUGCCACGCAAGAAGCCCAAGAAGGGCCACAAGGGCAAAAACAACAAGCCAAGGCCUUUGCCACAGCGCUCAUCCAGCAAUAUCCAGACACCCCCCGCCCAUCGUUCCCGUCGAGACAUUCCACAUGCCUUCUCGCUUGCAGAAGAAGCAAGGUUUACAUCUGGCCAUCGUACUCAUACCUUUGAGUCAGGCACAAAGCUUCGUCACCGCCCCGUUCAAUUCGUCAGCGCCGGCCUUUUGCAAGGCACGAUUCCUCAGAAGGAGUUUUCGGCCCUGCCUGUUGGUCUCAAGACUGUUCAGGACACAGCCAUCUCAUUAGAGUCUCUUUCUGGUCGUCACGCCAUCAAAGUUCGCGGACCAGAGCCAGAGCCAGAGCCAGAGCACAUUGUCGCCGCUGCCACUGCAUCAGCAAUUGCACAAUUGAGCAUUCGCAGCGAAAGCCCACAGCUUCAUGGACAGAACUCUGAUUCAAGCAGCGAGGACGAAAUUGUCUUCCAGGGGCGAUCUGCCAUGCCUGCUCCAACAAUCUCAAAUUUUGCCCCUGCACCCCAAAAAGAGACCGACCCGAAUCAGUCACGAGGCAAUUCAUCACCAAAGGUGAUGUCCGAUCCCGAUCCUGAUGAAGACAGCGUUGUCCAGACCUACUUCAACCAACGACUGGGUGGACAGUCCAAAUGGAUGGUUGGAACAACACCUUGGGAGUCUCGGUCCAAACCCGGCAUUGGCUGGCUUCCAGUUUCCGACAGACCUGAAAUGGCCACAUUCCUAGAUGACUCUACCACGGCCGCUAUGGAUGACUACCUACAAAACACACAGGAGUUCAAUGUACAAGAUAGUCUUAAGGCUUCCUUUGUACGCCGAGCGCUGGAUGUUGGCCAGGAUGUCCCCACUCAAGAAUCAACAGAUGGUGAACAGGGCAGCUCUGCCGACGAGGCAAACUCAAUCGCUGAAAAUAUUGACGAGCUGAAUGAAUGGGACUCAGACUUGAUUCGUGAUCUAGGAGAUAUCAGUACCUCGUACAGUUCCGUUUCUUCCGAACCUAUCAGGCGCAUUGUUUCCAAACGAGCUCGCAAGAGCGGUCUACAGUAUCUUGUCGUGUACGAUGGACACACUCUAGACGAUGCACGCUGGAUCCCCGCCAGGCUAGUCAAAACGCCCCGAGAGCUGGAGCUUGUAGAGAUAUUCGAAUCCUCACACAUGGAGCGCUACCGUUCUAAUGUCUCUGCUAGUGGAAGCGACAGUGAGUCGCUCAGCCUCGGUGCUAGCGAUUGGGAUGACGACGAAGAUGAAGGCGACGAUGACAACGACGACGAUGAUGACAACGCCUUUGAGGACGCGGGUUUGUCGCCUAGUGUGAUUGGCGAUGGGGACAUGGAUGAUGAACAUAUCGCACGAAUACUUCAGAAGCAGGAGGAACUUGGAUUGGGAUCAGACGACAUUGUUCUAUUUGGGCACGAUGAUGUACAUGGCGCAGCUGUUGCUUCAAUGAACGAUUCUCAUCAUCGAGAAGCAUCAUGGAAGCGUCCCUAUUCAAAGAGCAAACGCCCACAAAGAGGGUUUCCUGUUGCAUCUGCCAUGGCAGAAAUGCUCGAACAGGAUCCUUAUGAUGGAUUUGACAUCAUGGACACGGAACGUCCAUCUCUGCGACCAAGAAAAAAGGGACGUCGAGGUCAAAUGCCCCCGGAGUUAUCUGAUUCGGACCUGAAUUCUCAGAUGCAGGCCGCAUGGGAGAAGGACCGUGCUACAAAACGGCUCAAGAAGGCCGAGAGAGAGGAGUUGCGAAAACAGGGUUUACUUGGCCGGAAAGGAAGAGCAGAAAACCCGAACGACAAGUACCUAGACUUCAAUGAAGUCACGGAAGAGAUACGCGAGUUCAUGUUCUCUAAGAUGCAGACUCUUUCACUGCCUCCGAUGGAAGCAAAGCGCCGCGCUGUGAUUCAUCAGUUUGUUCAUCAGCUUGGCCUGAGCUCUAGGUCGCGUGGAGACGGGGCGAAUAGAUUUACAGUCUUGUCCAAGACACUCAGAACGAGAAGGAUCGAUGACGAGGAAUUCGAUGAUAUCGUGGGUCAGAGGCGAUUCAAGACCCGGCUACAAAGUGCCACGCCUCGGCCUCCACGGAGUAAUGCGAAGGGGCGUGCAAUAGUGUCAUACAGGGACGGAGAUACUGUGGGAGCAUCGGCUCCUGAGCUUGGUCCCGAUAAUAAAGGUCGACGUCUGUUAGAGAAAAUGGGUUGGACCCAAGGCACCGCUCUCGGGGCUCUGGAGAAUAAGGGUAUCCUACAGCCCAUCACACACACCGUAAAGAUGACUAGAGCUGGGCUUAAAUAGCCAUAUGCCUUCAACUUUCGGUCUAAAAAAUCAGGCGGCUACGCAUUCCAGGAUGUCAAGAAAACAUGGCUUCGGAGCUCUGGAAAAUGGUGUCAUUCGUGCAGCGUAUAUUAUCAUGAUGCCAAACAUCCCCUCAACCCGUGGUUACCACGUGUAUCAACAUUGGCCUAUAAGUGUUCUAGCACUGGGCUCUGAUGGAUUUUGGAGGCUAUAGCAUGAUGUACUU
Molecule: messenger RNA, 2686 nt
Organism: Aaosphaeria arxii CBS 175.79
Lineage: Eukaryota; Fungi; Ascomycota; Dothideomycetes; Pleosporales
Exons: 3
Coding region: 133-2460 (775 amino acids)
Molecular function (GO): nucleic acid binding
Source: RefSeq, a predicted model, not a curated record